GUAGGAUUCGUUCGAUUUGCUAUACGUUUAGUUGUAGGAAAACUAAGACACCGAGAACAUUAUUUGCUUGUAAUUGCACGUUCUUCCGCUCUCUUGUUGAGUGCAAUGCGGUCACUGAAGAAUGCCAUCCGUUCGCGGCUAUACAGGAAGCGAGCUCGGCCGCAUUCUCGGAGACAUUUUGGGCUUUUUGAGAAACACAGAGACUAUGUCAAGCGUGCUAAAGCUUAUCAUAAGAAGGAAGCCACUUUAGAGAAACUUGAAGAGAAAUCAGCCUUCAGGAAUCGAGAUGAAUUUUACUUUAAGAUGAUUAAGGCCAGAACAGUCCAUAAACCAGAGAGACGGGUAAAUAAGUAUACUAAAGAGCAACUCAUACUGAUGAAAACCCAAGAUGCAGAGUAUAUACUUCAGAAAAUGCAGAGUGAGGAAAGGAAAAUUGAAAAACUGACAGCCACGUUACAUUCUUUUGAUAAUCAGCCAUCAAAUGAGCAUCUUUACUUUGCUGAAGACAGGGAGGAGACCAAUGAAAUUCAAUGUCGUUCCUCCAAAGGUAGAUGGACAGCAUUGUCUGAAACAGUUCCUAACAGUAUUAAGAGGAAAACCGCUGCUUCUUACAAAGAAUUGGAGGCAAGGAGGAGUAGAGUCUGGGAAUUAGAGAAACUUUAUAGGGAUAUGAGAUUUCAACAAGAACUAAGGAAAAUGGGCCGCAAACGUAAACGCCAAGAAGAUGAACUCUCCAAUCCAACUUCUAAUCCUGUAUACAAAUGGCGGGCAGAACGAAAACGCUGAAUUGAUUCGCCUAUUUGAUUACCGUAGAAUUAUUUGCAAUUUUCAUGGAAACAGGACGAAGCACUGACGACCUAAAUUUUGCAGAAGUAGGCUGACAAACACUCACUGACGACCUAAAUUUUGGUUCCUUUGUUUUCAUGCUAUUUAAUUAAGAUGUUUUGUUUCUUCUAUGAAGAAUGUAAUGACCGUACUGUUACUGUUUUUAGUUAGGAAUAUCAAUAUAGUUUGAUUCAUCAAUAGCUAA
Messenger RNA from Cucurbita moschata (crookneck pumpkin), 1030 nucleotides. Its product is annotated as probable U3 small nucleolar RNA-associated protein 11. Gene Ontology annotation, biological process: rRNA processing. NCBI's taxonomy places the organism in Eukaryota, Viridiplantae, Streptophyta, Magnoliopsida, Cucurbitales, Cucurbitaceae. Bases 106 to 786 code for a protein of 226 amino acids. Gene Ontology annotation, cellular component: nucleolus; small-subunit processome. The record is from RefSeq and is a predicted model, not a curated record. The transcript has 9 exons.